Molecule: messenger RNA, 6312 nt
Organism: Scomber japonicus (chub mackerel)
Lineage: Eukaryota; Metazoa; Chordata; Actinopteri; Scombriformes; Scombridae
Gene: trak1a
Product: trafficking protein, kinesin binding 1a
Exons: 16
Coding region: 413-3499 (1028 amino acids)
Biological process (GO): endosome to lysosome transport; neurogenesis; anterograde axonal transport of mitochondrion
Cellular component (GO): dendrite
Molecular function (GO): GABA receptor binding
Source: RefSeq, a predicted model, not a curated record
UCCGCCUCACCACACCUGGUCCUGCUCCUCUGCCCCGCCCCCUAAACAGCUGUCUGAUCAUAUAGCUCAGCUCCACGACCCAGGGCUCCAAUUGGUCAUCAAGGAGGAGGAGGAGUAUGUCAGUGAGGCGAGUCUGCCGGCUGCACUCCAGGAGUUUACGGCCACCUACAGAGAUGCAGAGACUAUUACUGAUGUGUGUAACAGUACUGAUUUGCCGGAGCUUGAGAUUAUCAGCCUUUUGGAGGAGCAGCUGCCAGUCUACAAGCUGAGGGCCGACACCAUCUUCGGCUACGACCAAGAUGAUUGGCUGCACACGCCACUGGUGGAGCCUGACUCUGCCCUCGACCUGACUACUGAGCAGAUAGAGGAGACCCUCAAAUACUUCUUGCUGUGUGCGGACAGAGUGGGCCAGAUGACAAAGACCUACAGCGACAUUGACGCUGUCACCCGACUGCUUGAAGAGAAAGAGCGUGACUUGGAAUUAGCAGCCCGCAUUGGACAGUCACUGCUGAAGAAGAACAAAACACUGAGCGAGAGGAACGAACUGCUGGAGGAGCAAGUAGAGCACAUACGAGAGGAGGUAUCUCAGCUGCGUCAUGACCUGUCCAUGAAAGAUGAGCUGUUACAGUUCUAUACCAGUGCUGCCGAGGAGAGUGAGGGGGAGUCUACCACCUCCACACCUGUGCGUACCAGUGAAAUCAAUGUAUCAACUCCAACAUUUUUCCCCUUGGACUCCUUGCAGAAGAAACUCAAAGAUCUUGAGGAAGAAAACAAAUCGCUGCGAUCUGAGGCCAGUCAUUUGGAGACGGAAACUAUUUCCUAUGAGGAGAAAGAGCAGCAGUUGGUCAAUGACUGUGUCAAAGAACUACGUGAUGCCAACCUACAGAUGUCCUCUCUGGCUGAAGAGCUGGCGAGGAAGACUGAAGAUGCCUCAAGACAGCAGGAGGAGAUCACACACCUCCUCUCCCAGAUAGUAGACCUCCAGAAAAAGGCCAAGCUGUAUGCUGUGGAGAAUGAAGAGCUGACUCAGCACUUGGGAGCAGCCAAAGACGCCCAGCGACAACUCACUGCUGAGUUGCGGGAGCUACAAGAUAAGUAUGCAGAGUGCAUGGAGAUGCUCCAUGAGGCUCAAGAAGAACUGAAGAACCUCAGAAAUAAAAAUCUACCGCUUAACACACAGAGGCGUUUCCAUUCCCUGGGAUUGUUCCCAAUGGACUCGUUAGCAGCAGAAAUAGAGGGCACCAUGAGGAAGGAACUUCAGAUGGAUGAUCCAGAUGUAGAGGAACAAAGACUGCAACCAAAGCGAGUGUUCCAGACAGUGAAAAACCUAAAUCUGAUGCGUCAGCAGCGUUCAUCGCUGGCCCCCUCCCCUCUCAACAUCCCAGGCUCCAAUCAGACAUCAUGCUUCACCUCAGGGCGCUCCAGCAGGGUGGGCACGCCACGCUCCAACUCCAUGUAUGGCAGCGAGACAGGAAGUGGGAUUAUCCUAGACAACAGGACUAGCAGUAUCCUGGAGACUCCAGACGAUGGGUCUGAAGACUCUAACAAGCGUCCCCCUGGCACCCCAGGGACCCCAGGCAGCAGGGACCUGGAGGCAGCCCUGCGGCGCCUGUCUCUCCGCCGCGAUAACUACCUCUCAGAAAAACGCUUCUUUGAGGCGGAGAGGGAGAGAAAGCUGGCUUACCUGGCCAAAGAGGAUGAAAAAGAAGGCGAAGAAGGUAGUGGAGGCAUAGGGACGCCAACGGAGAGCCUGCUGUCACUGUGCUCACAUCCCUCCCUUGGAAGUGUCUGGUCAGGAUACUCGUUUACACCGAGAUCCUACUUGCCGGAGAAGCUGCAGAUUGUAAAGCCGCUAGAAGGCUCUGCCACGCUCCAUGCAUGGCAACAGCUGGCUCAACCCCAUAUGGGUGCUCUGCUGGAUCAUCGGCCCGGUGUGGUCACGAAGGGCUUCCGCACUUUAGCACACGAGCAUGAACAGGACGACAGCUGGCAACUGGACCAACCAGAGGAGGACGAAGUCUCAUGUGACUCAUUUGCCUGCUCGUCACUAGAGAGCUUGGCUCUCUUGGAUCUUCCGCGCUCUACCUCUUCUCCCUCCGUCUGCCGCAACAAAAAUGGCAACGCUGACGACAAUAGCCCAUCAGAAACACUGCACGGGGAAACAUGCGGGAUUGGAGAGCCAAUUCAAGGAAAAGACGGACAUGCUGCAAACGUGCCCCUUCCCUCCUCAAGCCCACCCCUCUCUUCUUCUCUCCCAUCUUCUGAGAUGAACGGGCACGUGGACCUCAAGGAGCUCCAGGCCUUACAGGCCAGCGCACUGGACCGCAUGCCUGUUAAUUUCCCAGGGAAGUGUAUGUCACACACUAGCUCGACAUACACCUUCACCACCUGCAGGAUUAUGCACCCUUCGGAUCAGCUGACCUCUGUGUCCCCAAGCCUGGCAUCGGCUUCUUGUCAGAGCAGCACUUGCAUCAGCACUACUACCCCCACUUCUUCUCCUAUACCCUUCUCCAACCCGCAUACGCCUUCCUACACCCCAUGCUGCACCCCGCGCCGCCUCUCCCUCUCUCUCUCCUUGGCUGAGUCCUUCACCAAUCUUAGAGACUCCACCAAGACCACCAGCACCUCUCUAGGACUCGUGCGUCUGCUGCUGGAGCAUGGGAUCUCGGCGUCAGUGUACAACCCACGCAGCUGGGACCGAGGGUUGGACACCAGCGGUGCUUCCACCCCUGUAGCAGGUGUGCAGACACAGAGGCGCAUCGACAGACCAGGGGAGACCUUAGAAAAACGGCUAAAGAAACGCCCGGACACCCUCACCCUCCAGCCCUCCACUCUGCCCGACUCCCCUCAUUUCCGCUCCAAAUCUGCCUCUUCUACCACCGCCUGCCCAGUUUUUCAAUUCAGCCCCUCCAGUGACGACCCACCAUACUACGACACUUUCCUCGCCUCCAAGCCGGCACGUACCAUCCUAAGGGAAGUGCUGGGGGAGGCAGAGAGGGAGCGAGGGUGCCAGACAGAUGAUGAGAGCCAAACAGAGAUGAUGAACCUUAGACUUGUGGACAAACUGAAACGUUUCCGCACCCUCUCGCCUCAUGCUGCUUCUGUUGCAUCUGGGAGUACUCUAUUAGCCCCCUUCGGCUCCACCGGAUUGGGGAACAGUACACUGGGUGGGGGCCUUCCAGGUUUGAACGCAGGACUGAGGAGGAAUCGAAGCUAUCCCGCCAUGGUAGGCGCUAGUAUGGCUAUGAAAGACCCAGGAGGGCCCCCAAGUACAGAGAUACUCAUACCACAUACAAUGCAAGCCCCAGUCACAGUGCACACACAGGAAUUAGGAAAAUUGCAAACAACAAAUCACACAUUAGUCACACAGACCACACACAUGCCACAGACACUACAUGCACUGGAAAAUGUGGCGCCACAGACGAUAAUCGAGAAUCAAGUCAGGCCAAACAACGGACCGCAGGAUUCAGCAAGCAACAAUGAUGAAACUGGGACAUAAAUUGGAAAUAUUAAAUGAUAGAUCCUAUUACAACACAUAAACUCACAUCUCACAGUACCAUACAUGCCAUUACUACACACACAUACAAGUGUAUUUGCAAAACCAAAUUCCCUACGUAACUAUAUAGACAUCCUUCAGUAUGGAGUCUCCCCACAGAAUGAACAACUACACCCUCAGACUCUACUUACCCUCUUUCCUAACAUUUAACAGUCUAAUCAAUGUAAACUGAAUGAACCAGUAGUGGCUGACACUGUUACACUGUGUUAUAAUCAUAUACUGUCAGAUGAAUGAUGAUAGAGUAUGUUGCCUUCCUCAGUGUCCAUUGUAACUGUAUAUUGUAUGUGCAAUAUACUGUGUCAUAUAUAGUAUAAUAUUAAAGGCCCAAUCUGGUGAAAGUACUGCAGUUAACUCUCCGUCUCCUUCUCAACCUGAACGAGUGCACUAUUGAAAAAGGCAACAAAUACAAGUUAGAUGUACUGUACCUGGGCUGUUUGGAGCCUUAAUGUUGCUAGGCUAGCACAUUUUACUCAUAGCAAAAAUGAAGCCUCAGUAAUUUGGCUGCUAGUCCUGGGCUAGGUGGACCAGCCUGUUUACCAGAGCAUUUAUUCAAAGGAUGUGUAAAUCACCAAAGAGCUGGUUAAUGCUGAUCCUCUUUUAGACUGUAAAAUCAGACUAUUAUUUACUUUAUUGUAGAGGUAACAAUACCUUUUUAAAAUGUGAUUAAUUUGCCAAUCUUAUAUCAUUAAAAGUGUCUAUUUUUAGGACUUUUCAUGGUUACGUAUGCACUGAAGUUGAAUGGAAAUUAUUACACAACAUAAAGUACAGUGGCAUUAGAGAUUAUUUUCCACCAGCAAAUCUUUUUUGUCUUUUUCUUUUCUCUCUGCAUUAACGUACUCAGCAUUUAAAAAAAAAAAAAAAGAAAAGAAAAAUCCAGAUUGGGUCUUUAAUGUGUUCCCCUCGCUCUGACUGAAUGUUCUUCUGUGCCUAAAAAACUAACAACAUACUGUACCAUAUGUCAUUGGAGUAUGGGUUUGCAUUUGUUUUUGUUUCUGUUAUUUUAAUAUUUUAAUUUUCCUCUUGUUAAAUGGUAUGCAGUAGAGAGAGAAGAUGAGAAUAAUCAUGCAAACACAAUUUAUUUGCAUCUGAAAACAUGCUUACUUCUGUCUGUUUUUGUCUCCUCCUUCUUUGAGAAUCCUCGGGGAACAUGUAGCACUUACACAGUAACGCCGAGCAGGUCCGGCUAUACAGACACCUGGUAAAACACUGUGACUACAGAGAGAGACGACACACAGACCUGCAGAGAACACCAAAUCUUCCGUUUCCCCACUUUUUUUCUGCAACACUGUCUUUUUAUUGCUCAUCAGUAUAGGACAAGUUUGAGAAGGAGGACAAAUGUAGCAAUUUGAGUCUAUUGAGGCAUGAGUAACAAACAUCCAAAAUCCAAAAGAAUGCAAGCGGGAGCUGCAAGUUUGCCAUCAUAGUCACCUGUUACACCCUGAGCUGUCAAUCAAAACCAAAGUUACACCCAAAUAAAGAGUGGGUGGGACCACAAAGACGCAGAAUUGAAGCAUGUCACAGAUCACAGGUUCACUUUUUUUCCAUCAUAUGCAUUCAUACUGUCCCCAUAGAAUUUGUUUUGCCAAGAUCAAACAAGCUGUGGGUAGAAACUGUAAAGCAAUAUUAGGCAGUAUGAGACGUGUUGGUUUCUGAAUGUAACUGUAAAAAAAAGAAGUGACUUGAAAUAUCCAAAUGAUGGUUUGAAGAGCAAGAGACUGAGCUUUUAUUUCUAACACAGUUUGUUGCUGAAGGAAAGUUGGAGUAUCACUGACCUAGCUCUAGUGUCCAACCUCGGGAACGCCCAUCAGACCUUGAUGAAGUCUGCAUGGGUUUUCAUGGGUGUCAUCAACACAUGGUUGAAAGCCCAUUUCAAUCCCUUCCUUUAUUUCAAGGCUCUUAGGUUGGACAUUAGAACUGGACCAGUGACUGCUUGUCUGACUGACUGACAUUGAAUGAAUGGGUGAAGUGGCUGCCUCUGAUGCUGGCACUGAUCUUUUGAAAUCCUUAAUGAUUAAGGAGUUAAACUAACAAUGUUGUCAUUGGGAGAUUAAUGAUUAUUAAAUAUAUUUAUUAAAAUACUUGGAUUAUUAGCAGCACGCUUAUAAUUAAUAAUCUAUUAUUUGUGUUUAAGUGAAGGACUUUGGCUGAUUUUAUGUAUAUUUUGAAAGCCCACAUUGACAGUUUGAAUUAUUUUUUAUUGAACAGUUGCUAUGGUUACAUGAUAAGCAUUUCUGUGGCACUUAGUAGAAGCAUUUCCAUUUAAAACAAUGGGUACUGUUAGCUGUCAUCAAGCUUAUACUGAUUAUGCCCAUUACUUCAUGACAGUUGCACAUUUUGAAGAGAAAAAGAUAAUCAAACAAUAAUUCACAGUAUUUAAUAAUGAUACCAAGUGCUAAGACUGAAGCGACAAGGAGCUGGUGUGUGUGUGUGCGUGUGUGUGUGUGUGCUUGUUUUUCUGUGUGUCAUUGAAUCAUCUGAAUGUAAGUUAUUACAAACAGUUAUCCUGCUGUAGGGCCAUAUAUUUGUGUACAGUAUGUUGAUCAGUUUGUGUUAAUCUCAGAAUGGGAAUUAUUACAUUGUAAAUGUAUGAAACACAUAUUCAUGCCAAUUUCAUUUUUUAAUAAACUGUAACAGUAGAAAAGAGACAGCUGCUUAUAUUGAGUAAAGAGGGAAUGAAACUUUUCUGUUCAGGGACUGAAUGUGUUCUGGUGUACAGAACAGAUUGUACUGUCAAUAAAACAAAUACAGAAUAAAGA